Messenger RNA from Moesziomyces antarcticus, 2340 nucleotides. RefSeq lists its product as uncharacterized. The transcript has a single exon. The record is from RefSeq and is a predicted model, not a curated record. Lineage: Eukaryota; Fungi; Basidiomycota; Ustilaginomycetes; Ustilaginales; Ustilaginaceae. Bases 1 to 2340 code for a protein of 779 amino acids.
AUGGCUCGCAGCCGCGUCAAGCUCGACCUCGGCCCGCAUGGCAAGGUGCUGGCAUCCGUGCUCGACUUCAACGAUGCCCGCAACGUCGCAGCCAGCCGAUUCGGUGUCGAGCCCCAAGGCGUGCAGCUCUACGUCAGUGAUGGCGAGGAUCUCUGGGAGCUUCAUCCUUCCGCCUUCCAGGAUGUCGUGGCCGAGAACGGCGUCAUCGUAGCCAAGGCUUUGGCUCGACCAUCCUCGUCCACGCGUCAAGUACAGCCACCCGCUCCGACCACACCAACUACUACGAAUGCUCUUACACCUCGAGUUCCGACAGCAGCCCCCAAAGUCGAGCAUCCUCGCGCGGAAGUGUCAUCGUCGACCACCACCACUCAGUGUCCUCGCGCUUCCUCGGUGGCCAGUACCUCGUCCACGUCUAGUUCCAGCUCCUCCUCCUCGUCUUCCUCGUCCAGCUCCGCACGCAGCGUGAGCUCUUCCUCGUCUACAUCCUCGUCGUCGUCGUCAUCUUCGUCUUCAUCCUCGUCCUCAGAUGCCUUGCCUGUCCACGAUCGCCGCUCCGAAUCCGUCCAGGAUGUGACUGCCAUCACCGUACCCGUCCGCACCGUCAUCGGUCCCAACGGCCUGCCAGUGUCGUCAAAGGAGCGCUGGGAUCCCAAGACGCAUCGACUGAUGUUCGAAAAGCUCAACGAGAUCAUCAGCUCCGAGACCAUCUACUACACGCGCAAGUACACCGAAGAGCGCUACCGCAUCUUCCAGCUGCUCAUCGACAACUAUGGCGAUCUGGGCAUCAAGGGCAACUUCCUCCGUGGACGUACCGCCGCCGCCUUGAUCUCCAGAGUUUCGGGCGUGUUGCGCACCGCAAGGGAGAGAGGCGAGAAGAUCAAGCAGCCCUUCAAGUUUUUCUUCCCCAACCGCAAGGAUGACGAUGUGACGGCACGCGCCGUGACCGUUCCUGCCAAUGCUGCACCGGCUGAGACCAGCGCCAGCGGCAGUGGCAGAGCGACUGCACAAGCAGCAGCCAACGGCAGCCGCGCCCAGACCAUGCCGCUUCAGCCCAACGCUCCACGCAAUCCACCAGCAUCCAAGAAAGGAAAAGGAAGGGCCAAUGCCGCUGCAAAUCCAGCCACACCAUCUCAAAGAGCUACAGCUUCCACGCAGACGGGCACUGCGCAACCCAGUGGGAGCGCCAACGGAGCAGCCAACGGAACUCGAAAAGGAAAAGGAAAGGGUAAAGCAGCCCAAGGUGCCAAGUCGAAUCCUCCCGAGAUCCGUAAACGCGCCUCGCAGGCAGCUGCAUCGACCGCCCAAAAGUUCCCACUGCCACCCAAGCCACCCAAGCCAGCCAGACAGCCCGCCAAGCAGCCCGCCAAGCGGCCCAUCGAUGCGCCAGCGACGCCCAACACCCCGUCUCGGAACAAGAAGCAGAAACAGCAACAGAAUGGCAAUCAGGCCAACGCGACGCCGACCCGCGCUGCGCAGGGCAACACACCGCAGGGCAACUCUUCGCCUCGGCAACCCGCCAGUCAAGCCAGCUCGGGUCGAGAACGAUCCCGAUCCGAAGCUGCUCCAUCGCGGUAUCGGGAUCGAUCCGCCUCGCCUCGCCGCUACGAACGCGAUGAUGAUCGGCGUCCCGAACGUUCGGAUCGCGGACGCGACUAUUCGCCGCGCCGCGAAUCGAGUGCAUGGAACGUCAAACGAUACGAUGGUGGAGAUUGGGACCGUACCGAUACCGCUCCGGAUGCGCGCGGCGGAUCUUGGCGUCCAAGACAGGACGAUACCUGGGAAGCAUCUGCUGAGCGUUCGGCAACUCCGACGAGGAGUCAGCGCGGGGGCCGGAGUCCCAGUCGGUCGCGCGGGAACGACCUCUUCCGCGCGGUCACACGCUCGCCUCCGCCAGACGCACGUCCAUCUCCGGCUCCGAACGCGCGCGGAUGGCGCCGACCUCCUCAGUCGCCACGACCGCCGCCCUGGCGCCGCGACGAGAACAACGCCAACGGCGAGAGGCGAACGGCGGUGGAGCGUGCGCUGGUGAGUCUCGCAGCCGCAGGAGCAGACACGAGCUCGGGCCACGGCUCGCCGUACGAGGGAGACCAAGGCGAUGCACCGAGGCAGCGCACUUGGGGCAGCAACAACCGCACAUGGACGAGACCCAGUUACCCGACCGACGGUCGACGCGAGUCGCAUGGAUUCCGUAGUGACACGCCCUCGCGUGGGCCGUCGCGACCGGGUCCCAGCGACAAUGCCGACCGUCGCAAUGGGUAUGGGUCCCCGUGGACCAGCUCGUCGCAGGGCGUAGACCGCUCGGCUCCACCUCCCCCGCUCACUCCUCCGCGAAACGACUAG